Oldenlandia corymbosa var. corymbosa is the source of this 3323-nucleotide messenger RNA. NCBI's taxonomy places the organism in Eukaryota, Viridiplantae, Streptophyta, Magnoliopsida, Gentianales, Rubiaceae. The record is from the annotation of a GenBank genome assembly.
AAAAAAAAGUGUACCAAAAAUGGAAAAGAAAGAAAAAGAAUUGAGGCCUGACUGAGAGCAGCCCAGAGCAGAAGUCGCACACAUAAAUACUAAUGAUUCGAUUCCGAAUGAUUGCACAGAUCCCAAGAAAAACCCCAUCUCCCGACAAAAAAAAAAAUAACCCACCCGCCAAAAAAAAAAAAAAAAAACAAAACUGGGUAGAAAAGGAAAAAACCCAUACACGAGAGAGAGAGAGGAAAUGAGGGAGAAGAAGAAACCCAAUUCAAAGGCUUUGGCUGCUGUUCUGUCUUCUCUGAUUUCCCAACUCCUCCUCCUCGUUUCCCUCCUUUCUCCUUCAUCAAAUCCCAACCCGAUUUCCCUCCUCGGCCCUUUUCCCCUCGAUUCCCAUCACUUCAGCCUUCCGAUUCUCCUGACCCACUUCAUCUCCGUCUCUGAAAUUUCAACCACUUUAGCCCGGCUGUCCUUUUCCAAAAAAAGGAAGCGGGCCCAUCACGAUUCCGAUGAUGAGGACGACCCGGUACAAGAGGAGGGUUACGCGGCCCAAUCGCGACGGGCACGACCCGGGUUUUUCGUCCCCCACAAUCUGGAUUCGUUUAAGAUGAUGUUUAGGAUGAAUUCUUCAACUUUCGAGUGGCUCUGUGGAUUGCUGGAGCCCCUGCUGGAGUGUCGUGACCCGGUUCAGUCACCCUUGAACCUACCCGUUGAGGCCCGGUUAGGGAUCGGGCUUUUCCGCCUCGCCACGGGUUCCGAUUACCGGCAAAUAGCCGGACGAUUUGGUGUCACGGAGUCAAUUUCGAGAUUCUGUGUCAAACAGUUGUGCCGAGUUCUCUGCACCAAUUACCGGUUCUGGGUCGGGUUCCCUAAUGCUAACGAGCUCGGCUCCGGUUCAGUUCAGUUUCAAUCGCUCUCUGGACUGCCGAAUUGUUGCGGAAUUAUUGAUUGUGCGAGGUUUAAGAUCGUCGGUACUGGAAAUUCUCAUCCAGGAGAGGAAGAUACGAUUGCAACCCAGAUAGUGGUUGAUGCGUCAUCAAGAAUUCUGAGCAUCGCUGCCGGUUUUCGUGGGAAUAAGAAUAAAUUUAUGGUCCUAAAGUCGUCAUCUUUGUACAAAGACGUCGAAAAUGGGUUGUUAAUGAACUCAGAAAAUGUGUCCCUAGACAACGUUGAUGUGCCUCAGUACUUUGUUGGGGAUGCAGGGUAUCCCUUGCUUCCUUGGUUAAUUAUCCCUUUUGUUGACCCGGUUGAAGGGUCAAGCGAAGAGAGUUUCAACAAUGUGCUAAGAAUCAUGCGCGUUUCGAUGUUGAAAACCACUGCAAGUUUGAGGGGAUGGGGUGUUUUGAGUAGGCCAAUUGAUGCAGAGUUUAAGGCUGCGGUAGCUAACCUAGGCGCUUGUUCUAUACUUCAUAAUAUGUUGCUGACGAGGGAGGAUUUUUCUGCUUUCUGUGAUGAAGUUAGUGAUGAUUCUUUGGUGGGUGAUCAGGGGUUUGAUUACUUCUUGGAGGAUGAUAUGAAUGAGAAGGGGGUUGCUGUAAGAAAUGCAUUGCUCAAAACUGUAAAGAGAGCUUAAUUUUAUUGGAUGAUUGAUCAUUUGAUUGAAGUGGAUUUAAUUUAUAGUAUUCAGUAGCUGGUUGAAAACAUUUGUCGCAAACGGACUUUCUUCUACUGUAUAGUUUGGAGAGAAGGUCAGUUGUUCAAUUACAGUCAACAAUUUUGUAGGACGGUACACAAGCAAUGGAAGAAACAGCCAAGAGAAAAUGUCUCUUUUUUUUGGCCUGGUUUUCUGUCUCUUUUUUAGGCCUCAUUAUUUGGUUUGUUCUUCCAUUUCUGGGUUUGAAGUAGAUAGUUUCUUGGCUUUCUUUUGAGUAUGCAGAUGAUUAAGUUACGUUUCAUGAUACCCAUAGUGUAAAUAGUUAGAGUUAUUGAUCUUGAACUUUUAUUAUUUUAGUUUUGCAAUCAGAUAUCUUACUUUUCUCAGGGUGCAUAGUACAUACCUAGCUGAGCUUUAUGAUGAUGAAAGGAGUUAGGUUUUGUUUUGGUUGUUGCUUCUGGUUAAUCUAGUUCAGCAGUAUUAAGUUGUGCAACCUGAUACCUUCUUGAGGAUAGUGUCUGGAAGGGAGACAAUUUACUUUCUUGUUAAUUCAAGGCGGUGGGUAUCACCUCUUGUUGAUUUGAUAUGGCAAGUAUGAUAUUCUCUUCCUGCUGAACGCAGGCAUAAUCGAUGGAAACAAGAUAAAUAUGAGCAGCAAGUCAAGCUGCAAAUCAGGAUUUUAUCUGUUGAUGCUCAAAGCUUGUUUUUUUGAGUCUUUGUCUUUCUAUGAUUUUCAAUUUGUGACUGGUAACCUGAUUAGAGUCUCGCCUAUGGUUGAAUGACUUGAGUAAUCGAUCCUUAGUGAAGCUUGCCAAACUUAUGGGAACUGUUAGAGAGUAUCAGAGAUUUUUGUGACUGCAUGACUAUGUACACCUCAAAUGCUUCUGAAAUGAGCCGUUGGUUAUGGGAGCUUCACUUGAACAAGGAGCAUUCCAUAACUGGUUUAAGAUCACGCAUGUUUAGAAAUCUCCUGUGUGUCUACCUCUUCUUUCAAUCUUCUUUAAACUUCCAUACUGCUUCGUAUGAGUUGCAUUCCAGUGGAUGCAACUCAAUGGCACAUUCAAAGGAUAUACCAACUGGAACAAGAAAAAAGCAGGACAAAACAAAUGAGCAACAAAAGAACUCCUUGAGCAUUUUGUGUAGCUUCUGUAGGUAUGAUUUCUGAACUCUCGUCUAUCUGAAACUGUCAUUAUGAUAAGCAAUAGGGAUUUUAUAUUUAGUUUAUUUGAAACCUGCCAGCCCCAGCCAACGGACGGCGAUCUGUCUUCUACUGGAGUUAAUGCUAGAAGCCGGAUUCCCAUGCAUAUAGAAAGAAAGGAGAAAGAAUAUGCUUUACGCCGCGGUGUGUGUUUAGAGAAACAUGAUCUCUGAGGGGGCAUCAUUUGCAGUGAUUUCUGCUGUAAUUAUAGUAGUGAAAGUAAAAACACUUAACACUUAAGCGGUCUAAUUGCAGAAUCAGUUGCUUCAGAAAGCGGAUAAUUGUCAGGAAGGACGAGGAUUUGAAGAAAUUAUAGUUGGUCCUCUAAGAAUGUAGUGCUUGUUUUCAGAUUAAGAAAACGGGUUCUUGUAGCUUUCGAUUGCUAAGGGAGCUUUAUUGGCUGUUGGCAUGGUUAUAUGCAGGUGGUAGCAGAGUUAGAAAAGCUCAACUGCGCUCUAUUUUAACUUCAUGUCAUAUUGGCACUGGAAUCGAAUGAUGUUGACUUGUUUCUAAUCUUGAAAAUGUUUUGAUGAGGAGGGA